UUUUCAUCCUUUGCUUUGCGUAGACGCAAGUUGGGAACUGUCAUUCGCUUCGAAUGCGUAUAGUUCGAGGAAUUUAAUAUAUUUACUUGUGUUUGUGUGUGUAUUAACUAGUGUUCUAAACUAGUUUUAUAUUCAUAUGUUAAAAGUGUUAACUUAGGUUUGUUGACUUUGCCAUUGGUUCAACUAAGUGGAACUCUCACCAUGUCUCUGAAGAUGUGUGGAGUGUUGUUUGGAGCCCUUCUGCUGGCCCUGCCUAUAGUUUUCGCGUGCAACGAGGCUAUUUGCGCCAGCGUCGUGUCCAAAUGCAUGUUGACCCAGUCAUGCAAGUGUGACCUGAAGGACUGCUCAUGUUGUAAAGAGUGCUUUAGCUGCUUAAGUACCUUGUAUAGCGAGUGCUGCAGCUGUGUCGAUAUGUGCCCUAAACCAAAUGACACAGCAACUACACUGUCAAAGACAUCGUAUGUGGAAGAGCUGGCAGCUGACAGUGUCCCUGUCCUGUUCAGUAGUCUGACCAGCGAUCCAGACCCAGAGGAGCGGUGGCUGUCAAUCACAUACCCUGUGGACCUUGACAUAUCUGCGUACAGGCCUGCUAAAGACAAUCAACUGGUGUAUCAUUUGCAGAGCAUAGAGCAGGAAGCGGAGCCGACCAGCCGCGACGUGGUAACAUUCAACUGCACCAUCGCGUACAUGGCGCAGUGCAUGUCCAGCGACAAGUGCCGGACCCUGUGCCGGUCCAUGGGCGCCAGCAGCUUGCGGUGGUUCCACGAUGGCUGCUGCGAGUGUGUGGGCGAUAAAUGCCUGUCAUACGGCCUCAACGAGAGCAGAUGCCCAGGCUGCCCCGCCGGCAAGGAGGAGGAGGACGAGCUAGCCUUCGACGAGCUGGACUACGGAGAGGAAGUCAUGUCUGUCGCCGACGCCAAGCACAACUCCUAGCCUCUAGGACGCACAUCAGAAGUACUGCCGUAUGCCUAGUAAGUCUCCAAGUGCCAAAUGAGUUGCUUGUACAAAAAAAUGCCAUGUUUUAGAAUAAUAUGACUACUUAAUGCUUACCUUAUUUACUUCCUGAUAUAUUGAUAGCAUCAGUGUAUGUAUUUAUAAAAUAAAAUGUAGAAUUUAGUUACCUGUUCUCUGUCGUAUUGCUCUUGACAGAGCGGUCAUGGUCACGUUGAGGCGUCCGCAUCGGUAGUAGAGGCGGACACAGCUCUUCGCACGAUCUUCCCCCAUCUCUCCCUGUUGGUAGACUGUCUGGUACAGUUAGAUACGCGGUUUCCCACUGCGGAUUUUAUGUGGUCAGUCCAGCGCACAGGUGAUCUGCCGCGCGAUCUGGUUCCCUUCACUCUUCCUUGUACGACCAGUCGCUCUAUGGAGUAGUUACCUCUACACACGCGUUUAUACGUUUCAUAGUUAAUUAAGGCAUAUUAACCCGUGUAAUGCCUCUCUUAUCCGUCUCCUCUUUCUUAGAAAAGCGUUGAAGUUACAGUUGUUUAGAUUAGUACAAUAGGUUCAAUAUUUGAAUGAAAAAACGCGUUGGUGUAGACUGUAGGGGCGUUACAUAGCUUAGAUACCUAAUUGCUAGUGACAUCAAGGCCAAACGAGCACGAAUUAUUUUACAUUAAAAUGAUGUAAAUAAUUAUCUAGUUUAUUCAUAAACUGAAAUAAAUGUCAUAUACUAAGAAAAAGUGACCAAGGCCUCCAGUGCCCCAGGCUGGAAUCGAACCAGCGUCCUCUACUAUCGCGGCAGGUGCCUGAACCACUCGGCCACCGGAUCACAG
Messenger RNA from Cydia fagiglandana, 1772 nucleotides. RefSeq names its product protein twisted gastrulation (gene cv). The coding region runs from base 202 to 933 and encodes 243 amino acids. The transcript has 6 exons. The record is from RefSeq and is a predicted model, not a curated record. Gene Ontology annotation, biological process: regulation of BMP signaling pathway. NCBI's taxonomy places the organism in Eukaryota, Metazoa, Arthropoda, Insecta, Lepidoptera, Tortricidae.